CCAUUCAAAAACAAGAACAAGCCGUUCAGCUAUUGAAGUAAAAAAAGGGGGUGGGAUAUAUAUAUAUAUAACCCACACACGGUCGAGUCCAGAUACCACUUCGGCCUUUUUUUCCCCUUUUCUCCUCUCUCAUCCUGCUAGGAGUAUUUAGCUGUUGCCGCGAUGUCUCAUUCCGCAGCUCAGGGCAGUAUUGGAAGCCAUCCGAAGGGCCUGCGCAACUGUAAGAUCAUCUUUUAUGAAUAUGAAAAUUUCCAAGGGCGCAGGAUGGAGUUUAACAACGAGUGCCGUAACCUGUGUGACCGGGGGUUUGACAGAGUGGGGUCCAUCCGCGUUGAAUGCGGCCCGUGGGUGGGGUACGAGCAGCAGAAUUUCGGGGGCGAGAUGUUCAUGCUGGAGAAAGGGGAGUACCCUCGCUGGGACUCCUGGUCUAACAGCUACAGGAACGACCGCUUCAUGUCCUUCCGUCCCGUCCGUAUGGACGUGCAGGACCAUAAGAUCUGCAUGUACGAGUGUGUGAACUUCGAGGGACGCAAGAUGGAGGUGUGCGAUGAGGACAUCCCCAGCCUCUGGUCCUACAGCUUCCAGGACCGAGUGGCCAGCAUCCAGGUCACAGGAGGAACCUGGGUGGGGUAUCAGUACCCUGGUUACCGUGGUUACCAGUAUGUGUUUGAGUGCGGCCCGUACAAGCACUGGAACGAGUGGGGAAGCAACCAGCCCCAGAUCCAAUCCAUCCGCAGAGUGAAGGACAUGCAGUGGUACCGUCGAGGCUGCUUCGAGACCACCUCCACCUAGACCCCCCACCCACCCCUUCCCAGGGGCUUGCAGGGGGCCGGGUCUCACUGCAACAGACAGACCACCCUGCCAGGGACAGACAGCCACCCGACAACGAGCGACUGAGCCGUCAGCAAAAUCAAUACUGGAAGACCUUCAGUCUUUUAGA
This is a messenger RNA of Acipenser ruthenus (sterlet), 940 nucleotides long. RefSeq names its product beta-crystallin B1-like. NCBI's taxonomy places the organism in Eukaryota, Metazoa, Chordata, Actinopteri, Acipenseriformes, Acipenseridae. The record is from RefSeq and is a predicted model, not a curated record. Gene Ontology annotation, molecular function: structural constituent of eye lens. Gene Ontology annotation, biological process: lens development in camera-type eye; visual perception. The coding region runs from base 163 to 792 and encodes 209 amino acids. The transcript has 6 exons.